ACUCACUUGUCCACCUCUUUCAUUUCAAUGGCUCCCAACCCUCAGUGCUCCGCCCUCGCUGCCGCCAAGACCCGCUCGGGUCUCUCGUACGGUGACAUCGCCACCAAGAUCGGCAUCCCCGAGCAGCAGGUUAUCAACAUCUGCACCGGCUCGCAGCGCCCCACCACCAACGAAUUUGAUGCCCUUGCUCGUGUCUUGGGAGUGACCGCUUCCUCGGCCCCCCACGACGCCGCGCACGCCACCCAGUGAGCGCCCGUAGAGCAUGUACUCUCCUGUUGUACGAACAAUGUGUAUAAUGAUAACGGACCCGAGAUAAACGCGUGACUGCAAGCCCGAGUCGACAGCCUCGUGUCUUGGGAUGAGUUUGGCGCCGAUCGAGCUCGGCUUUUGUGCAUCUCGGAGAUGACGAGAGGGAGGCUGUACAUGUACGUCGAAAGCUUCUUGAGCGCGGACCAUUUCCUGCUGGUCCGAACUCGGGAGACUCGGGAGAAUCAGGUAUCACGUGUUCGUGUGCCCUGUCAGGUGCUCGACCACUGCAGGCCCGGGCCACCGGUCUACAUUUCACCGGUUCGCGCGCGUACCGAUGUCAUAUCUGGGGCAAGAGCCUUCCCUUGCCUUCUGCUAAACAUCGUAUUUUCGCCCUCCACCCACCCAAGCAUGUCCGACGACUUGUCUGUUCCUUCGCUUUUCAAUGUCAAGGGCAAAACUGUUCUCGUCACGGGCGGCAGCGUCGGUAUCGGCUUCAUGAUGGCCAAAGGCUUUGCGAGCAACGGCGCCAAGGUGUUCAUCGCUGCGCGUAAGGAGGGUCAGCUGAAGGAGGCUGUGAACGAGCUGAAGAAGGUGGCCAGUGCGGGAAUGGAGCCUGAAUAUAUCGUCGCGAAUGUCGCGUCGAAAGCAGGGUGCGAUGCACUCAUCGCCGCUUUCAAAGCGCGCUCCUCGAAGCUGCACGUCCUCAUCAACAACUCGGGGAUCACCUGGGGCGGGCCCUACGAGAACUUUCCCGAAGAGAAGGGGUGGGACAAUAUAUUCAACGUCAACGUCAAGAGCAUCUUCUACAUGACAUCCGGUCUAACGGACUGCCUGACGAAAGACGCGACCUCGACCGAUCCGGGACGCGUUAUCAACAUCUCGUCCGUUGCGUCGCUGGACCCCCACAGCGAGGGUGAACUGAGUGAUGCUGGGAACGGGACGUGGAGCUACCAGCCCAGUAAGGCUGCAGUCAACCACCUGACAUCCGUGCUCGCAGUCAAAUUGGCGUCUCAGCUAGUAACAGUGAACGCCAUUUUGCCGGGUGUGUACCCCAGCAAGAUGACCGCAUUCGGGUUCCGCACGUCGGGCGACAAACUCGUUGCUGGGCAGCCCAUGGGUCGGGUUGGUGCACCAUCUGAUAUUGCUGGCCUGGCGGUGUUCCUGGCUUCGCCGGCUGCAGCACACAUCACUGGCCAGCACAUCGUCACGGACGGUGGAUCGAGGCUGCAGCCGAGAGCAAAGGGCCCUUCUGCGAAACUCUAGGCUUACGAGCAUUCGAUAACAUAGGAUCAAUCCAGUUUGUUAUCUUGUCUCUGCGCGGGGUUACCCGCAGUUUCACACUGAUCUCACGUUUCGCUUCUUGAUCAUCCGAAUCUGCGGCUCAGUCUCACCGCAAUCGUCAAGGAAGUCAGUCAUAGUGCGCUCGGCGUACGAAAGGGCAAUCGGAAACCGGACAUCAUCUUAGCAUGACCGGGCUCAACAGUUUCGGGGUCAAAGGGUGAGACGACUCGGUAGGAUGCGAUAGGAUUGGCUGCUUCACCGGCGCAUCGAGACGAAGGGACAACCUAGCCCAAUCUCUUCAUUGCAUGUUUCAAAAGCAGGAACAAGGGAUUGCUUUCCACGCCGGAUGCAAUGAUCUUUUCGAAUUCUCCCCAUCGGAUUUAUCCCAGUCGUCGACCAGUGCCAUCGCUUGGUCGACAAGAUCGGGGGCUGGAGUAUUUGCCGUCGAACAUCUGAUGGGUGUGGUUGCAUCUCUUGUGAGAAAAGUGAGAGUACACACUCUCUGCACUUUUCUUACCCACUCUGAAAGUAGUCGGUAGGUAAUCUGCAAAGCCGUCGUUUGCUGGAUACGAGGCGUCCACGCAUUCGUAGUCCUCUGGGGCUAUUAAGUCUCCCCCUGCUCGACCCUCGUUUCGAUCCUAUUUUCAAGGCGUAGAUGCUGUGUGCUUGAGAUGAAGGCGUAGCCGGAGACCGCCGCCGUCGGCUCGACAGGUAGAAUCUCGAUCUUCGCCGGCGCGGGCUUCUGGACAGUUAGAACCACCGUCUUCUGGCGUCCCAUCUGUCAGAACUUCCUCUGCGUUCCCAGCAGAAGCGUUGCUAGGGUUCUCAGUCGCUCAUGUCUCUUACGUCUCACAGUUCGUUGGGUGGGCGACCAUGCCUUCCGCGCCGCGUCGGUCCAAUCAGCUCUAAAUACUCAGGUCAACCGCCCAUAUCCACACUCUGGGAAGCAGACACACCGACGGCGAGGCGUCGCGGUCGGUGGAUCGGGUGACCUCUGGAUGCACCGAUCCAGCCCGCCAGGAACUCGUGCAUCAACUGCUAGUUCAUCACUUCUGUCCAUCGCAUGUGGACCAGCGAGCGACAGGACAUCCUGCCGACGAACCAGUCGUUUUUAGUUCGCGCGGAAUCCAGUCGAUUUUGCUGGGAUCCAGGAACGAGGUGUUGGCUCCGAACAAUGGGUCGGUGGAGUACUUAACUAGUGUUUUUGAAUUCGGCAUAGUGUCUGAGUGCUUGGCUAAACGAUGAUUCGGAUACUUGGCCUUUGACAUCCUGGACCGAAAAUCAAUCAGCGGUCAACAAAAGACAGCACCUGUGAUUUAAACGGCAUGGACGGCCCAGCCUGUAAGCUUUCAGCGAGCAGGCACGAUCACGUGAUCCAGUGGCGCGUAUGUUUGAUUCGUUGAGACGCACGUAGGAUUGUAAUCCCUUCAAAUUUUC
Mycena citricolor is the source of this 2967-nucleotide messenger RNA. Lineage: Eukaryota; Fungi; Basidiomycota; Agaricomycetes; Agaricales; Mycenaceae. The record is from the annotation of a GenBank genome assembly.